CACGAAGCGGCCACGGCCACCUUUGCCGCCACAGCGGUUCUACCGGCCAGCUCGCUUGCUUGCUCGGCUGCACAAAAACACGUGUUUUGUCACGCACGACGCCAUCCUCCGCUCCGCUUGGGCCUCUUCUCACCCAAAUAGCCUGGACUCAUCCCCCGAGCGCCGUGCGAGCCACCGCCAGGACCAAGAAGCCACCCACUCCCAGAAGCCCGCUCAGCUCAAAAGUGCCGCCCGGGGAGCUUCCCCGCACGCAAUGAGCCGCGCACUGCCCGGACCACACCGGCCAACAAGGGGCAGAGGAGGAUGUUGCUAGCCGCCACGGCGUGCUGCUUCCUCGCCGACGAGGCCAAGAAGAGCCAGGACGGCGGCGGGGGCGGCGGCGGAGGGGGAGGAGGAGGAGGAGGAGGGCUGGGGAUUAGCCCGGUGGUGCUGGUCGUGGUGCUGGUGCUGGCCGCGCUCGUGUUCGUCUCCGGCCUGCUGCACCUGCUCGUCAGGCUCCUGCGGUGGCGCGCCCGCGCGCGCACCGGGGCGACGGAGGAUGGAGGGAGCGAGGCGGGGGAGGGAGGCGGCGGAGGGCGGGGGGCCGGGGAGGAGUCGGCGCUGCAGCGGCAGCUGCAGCAGCUGUUCCACCUGCACGACUCCGGGCUCGACCAGGCCGUCAUCGACGCGCUGCCGGUGUUCCUCUACGGGGAGGUGGUGGUCGGCGCCGGGAACGGCGCGGGCGCCAAGGAGCCGUUCGACUGCGCGGUGUGCCUGUGCGAGUUCGCCGGCGACGACCGGCUCCGGCUGCUGCCGCUGUGCGGCCACGCGUUCCACAUCGACUGCAUCGACACCUGGCUGCUCUCCAACUCCACCUGCCCGCUCUGCCGCCGCGUGCUCGCCGCCGACGACGACGCCGGCGCCGCGGGCCUCCUGCUCGACGAGGGGUGGGGGCAGGAGGGGGAGGGCGCGGUGUUCCCGGUGCGCCUCGGCAAGUUCAAGAGCACUGCCAGGGCGGCCGGCCCCGGCCCCGUCGACGCCGACGGCAUUGUGGCGGCGGAGGAGGGCGACGCGGGCAGCAGCAGCAGCAGCCUGGACGCCAGGCGGUGCUACUCGAUGGGCUCCUACCAGUACGUCCUCGCCGAGGCCAGCCUGCAGGUGUCCGUCCACCGGCGGCACGGCGACGGCGCCAACGGAGGCGCGGAGAGGAUGAGGGGCCCGAGAGGGGUCGUCGCCGGCGGUGCGAAUCCGCCCGGCUUUGGCGGGGGCGAGGGCAAGAGGAUCGGCGCGGGCAGCAAGGGCGACAGCUUCUCGGUGUCCAAGAUCUGGCAGUGGCCGCGCAACGGCAAGGGGAAGCUCCCCGUGCUCGCGCCCGACGGCUCGCCGGCGGUGGACGGCGCGCUGCAGUGGCCGAGGAGGAGCGUCGGGGAGUCGUGACACCAUGAAAAGAAGAAGAAAAAUGCUGUUUUUUUGUUUUCUUGGUGCGGUGCACCGUGUCGGUACUUGGUUGCAACUUGCAAACGCUCUUGAGCUAAUUGGUAGUAGUACAAGUGUUUUUGACUGCUCUUGAUCUGUUCAUGAUCAUUAUGUGUUAGCAAAGAGAUUGUGCUGCCGGUUUUAGAAAUUCAGGGUAGCCUUCUAGGUUCA
Triticum aestivum (bread wheat) is the source of this 1626-nucleotide messenger RNA. Its product is annotated as RING-H2 finger protein ATL47. The transcript has a single exon. The record is from RefSeq and is a predicted model, not a curated record. Gene Ontology annotation, molecular function: ubiquitin protein ligase binding. Bases 304 to 1416 code for a protein of 370 amino acids. NCBI's taxonomy places the organism in Eukaryota, Viridiplantae, Streptophyta, Magnoliopsida, Poales, Poaceae.